UCCGCCUGCCCGGGUCGCCGCGCUAAUCGGCCCGUUACCCGUCCGCGCCCUGCCCGGUGCGGCCUCCUGCCUUCCUCUCGCACCGUCGGGCGCCCGAGCUGCCCGCGGGCUGGGUCCCCGCGGCCCGAGCCGCCCCGGCCGGGCCCCCAAGCGAGGCCGAGAUGACUUCCAAGGAGGACGGCAAGGCGGCGCCGGGGGAGGAGCGGCGGCGCAGCCCUCUGGACCACCUGCCGCCGCCCGCCAACUCCAACAAGCCACUGACGCCGUUCAGCAUCGAGGACAUCCUCAACAAGCCGUCCGUGCGGAGAAGUUACUCGCUGUGUGGGGCGGCGCACCUGCUGGCGGCCACGGACAAGCACGCGCCGGGCGGCUUGCCCCUGGCGGGCCGCGCUCUGCUCUCGCAGACCUCGCCGCUCUGCGCCUUGGAGGAGCUCGCCAGCAAGACCUUUAAGGGGCUGGAGGUCAGCGUCCUGCAGGCAGCCGAAGGCCGCGAUGGGAUGACCAUCUUUGGGCAGAGGCAGACGCCCAAGAAACGGCGAAAAUCACGCACGGCCUUCACCAACCACCAAAUAUAUGAGUUGGAGAAACGCUUUCUCUACCAGAAGUACCUGUCCCCGGCAGAUCGCGACCAAAUUGCGCAGCAACUGGGCCUCACCAACGCUCAGGUCAUCACCUGGUUCCAGAAUCGGCGCGCCAAGCUCAAGCGGGAUCUGGAGGAGAUGAAGGCCGAUGUGGAAUCCGCCAAGAAACUGGGCCCCAGCGGGCAGAUGGACAUCGUGGCACUGGCCGAACUGGAGCAGAACUCGGAGGCUUCGGGCGGCGGUGGCGGCGGCUGCGGCAGGGCCAAGUCUAGGCCGGGUUCUCCCGCGCUCCCCACAGGCGCUCCGCAAGCCCCGGGCGGAGGGCCCUUGCAGCUUUCACCGGCCUCUCCGCUCACGGACCAGCGGGCCAGCAGCCAGGACUGCUCAGAGGACGAGGAAGACGAAGAGAUCGACGUGGACGAUUGAGCGGCGCCCUGGACUUUCUGUCUCCCGGGCCCCCAGCGCCCGCAGGCCCGCCCGCUGCCUCCCGGACCGGACCGCCAAGGGGAGCUGGGACCUCCUCUGCAUCUCCCGCCUCCACCCUUGCCCCGGGGCCCGGACUUGACUCCUGACAGUCGCCUCCUCCCUCUUGAAGCAAUAAAUCCGGGCCGGCCGGCGGGGCCGGCCGCCACACGCGGCCUCCGCCGCCCCGGAAGCCCUCGCCGUGCAAUUCUGUAUGGCUUCUGUAUAAAUAUUUAAGCCUAUAUAGUGGGUUCCUCCCACCGCAGCCUGAUCUUUUUCUUUAUUUUAUUUUGUUAUUUUUUAAUAUCAGAGAUUUCGAUGUUUUCAAAGCCCGGGUGCUACCGGGUCGGCUGACGGUGAGGCGGACUCGAGAGCGGCGAACACUAACUCCUGCGGUCUAGAAGCUUUUUUCAUUUUUCUCUGCAUGUGGCGAAUGCACCGUUCGCUCACUCCCUGGGCCUAUUACAGUUGACUUUUCACUUCUUUCUGCCUCUUUUUUUCCCGCGUGAGAGGAGGGUGGGGGGGGGACGGACGGGCCUUGACUUGCAAGUUUCAAAAUCCAUCUUUUCUUUCCCCAGCGAGAGAAGUCUGUUUUCGAUGGCGUGUCUGCCUCCCAAUGUCACUAUUUUUAAAAAUUCUCCA
Phodopus roborovskii (desert hamster) is the source of this 1685-nucleotide messenger RNA. It is a transcript of the gene Lbx1, whose product is annotated as ladybird homeobox 1. The record is from RefSeq and is a predicted model, not a curated record. Gene Ontology annotation, biological process: regulation of DNA-templated transcription. The coding region runs from base 162 to 1007 and encodes 281 amino acids. Lineage: Eukaryota; Metazoa; Chordata; Mammalia; Rodentia; Cricetidae. The transcript has 2 exons. Gene Ontology annotation, molecular function: DNA-binding transcription factor activity, RNA polymerase II-specific; DNA binding.